Molecule: messenger RNA, 1091 nt
Organism: Platichthys flesus (European flounder)
Lineage: Eukaryota; Metazoa; Chordata; Actinopteri; Pleuronectiformes; Pleuronectidae
Gene: gpn3
Product: GPN-loop GTPase 3
Exons: 8
Coding region: 98-955 (285 amino acids)
Molecular function (GO): GTPase activity
Source: RefSeq, a predicted model, not a curated record
AGAAGAAGUGCUGUAGCAUCAUCGCACAUUUCACCAGCAGCAAUAAGAAGAUUUAAGAGAUUUAAUUUUCACAUCGACACUUUUUCGCUGAGGCAACAUGCCUCGUUUCGCUCAGCUGGUGAUGGGCCCGGCGGGCAGCGGUAAGAGUACCUACUGCUCCACCAUGAUCCAGCAUUCAGAGCAGAUAAACCGCUCAGUUCAGGUGGUCAACCUGGACCCGGCGGCUGAGCACUUUGACUACCCUGUCAUGGCAGACAUCCGAGAGCUCAUCCAGGUGGAUGACGUGAUGGAGGACGACUCUCUCAGAUUUGGCCCAAACGGCGGCCUCGUCUUCUGCAUGGAAUACUUCGCCAACAACUUCGACUGGCUGGAGGAGAGCUUGGGUCAUGUGGAAGACGACUACAUAUUGUUUGACUGCCCAGGUCAGAUUGAACUGUACACACACCUCCCUGUAAUGAAGCAGCUGGUGGAGCAGCUACAGCAAUGGGAGUUUCGGGUGUGCGGGGUCUUUCUGGUCGACUCCCAGUUCAUGGUGGAGUCUUUUAAAUUCAUCUCUGGAGUCAUGGCUGCCCUGAGUGCCAUGGUGUUAUUGGAGAUUCCUCAAAUAAAUAUAAUGACUAAAAUGGACCUGCUCAGUCCAAAGGCAAAGAAGGAAAUUGAAAAAUAUCUGGACCCAGAUAUGUACUCGAUGAUGGAAGACUCCCCCGAUUCCAUCAGGAGCAAAAAGUUCAAGAAGCUGACUCAAGCUAUCUGUGGCCUGAUUGAUGACUACAGUAUGGUGAGGUUCCUGCCCUUUGACCGCACAGACGAGGAAGGUAUUAACAUAGUGCUUCAAAACAUUGACUUCUCGAUACAGUACGGAGAGGACCUGGAGCUCAAGGAGCCAAAGGAGACUGACGAGGAGCCCUCGAAUCUAAACUUUGAUGAGAUAUUUCAAGGCAAAGGAGACAGCUGAAGAGAAAUGCCACUCCAGAAAUGACGGAGUGUUAGUGCCAUAUUAUAGAAAAUGUAUAAUUCUGAGAAUUUGUGAAUAAUGUUGUAAAAUGUAGUGUACAGUAUAGAGAAUAAAAAUUAUAAUUUGUUCAAGUGGA